UGACUGUUCUUCUUUUGGUCUCGCUUGGCUGUCUUUUCUCUUUCAUCACAUUUCCAAUCCAUUCUUACCAGUUUUGAAGUCGACGACGCUGUUCCAUGAGAAAGCAGCAAACAGGAAGAGGUUAAGGGGGGACAGAAAGGACGGAGGCAUACAGAAGAGAAGAAGAACAAACAACAACGAGAAAUACAUUAUUCCAGGCCUAUGCUACCUAUGAGCAUAGAGGUGCUAUCGUUAGCUACCUGUGAACACUAUGUUUGGGGCCUGAUAACCGAGGAGAAAGAGGACGGAAGUCAACCGCCGGUGGCCCCAUUAUGGUUGACCUUCAGAUGAUCGGUGAAGGAAAAUGGGCAGAACCACUGGGUGCAAAGAAUGUGAUGCUUGGGGUAUUAAUGGACAGAAGACCUCCAGCUUGACGCCGUCCAGAUUUCAGCAGUCCAUCUACUGCUACUCUUCCACACAGGCCUUUGUCUGUCUUUUCCUUACAACUUUCAGAUCUAUCAUGGCGCAACUUUGGCUUUAUUCCACCUCAGUCCUGGUGUUAUUGGUCAUGUCAUGGCCGUGUUCUAGCGCCCUUUCUUCACAACAUCUGUGUGGCACUAGUCUGGUUGAAGCCCUUAAUAUGGUCUGUGGAGACAGAGGCUUUUUCACCAGCAACAGGAGGGACAUCGACUCUGUCCUGCGUAUCAUGCCACCAAAGACCGAGGAAGCAGCAACAUCAGCAGGCGAUAUUAACGAGAUUGUGGGGUAUGCCUUUAAGAAACGGCUGGACAUGAUGAUGAAACGUGACGGCAUUGUAGAACAGUGUUGUCACCAGCCAUGUAGCAUGCUGGUCCUGGAUAAAUACUGCAACUAA
Messenger RNA from Corythoichthys intestinalis (scribbled pipefish), 853 nucleotides. Its product is annotated as insulin-like. Gene Ontology annotation, molecular function: hormone activity. Gene Ontology annotation, cellular component: extracellular region. Lineage: Eukaryota; Metazoa; Chordata; Actinopteri; Syngnathiformes; Syngnathidae. The record is from RefSeq and is a predicted model, not a curated record. The transcript is spliced from 6 exons. Bases 344 to 853 code for a protein of 169 amino acids.